UCGCUGCUUUGAACGGUACCGUCUCGCCACUCCACUCCUCACACGCAGAGACGAAGUGGACACGGUUACUAUAACUGGUAGCAUCUCGCCGCGACGCCUGCACUGCUCGGCUCGGCUCUCACUGCGGCCGAUCGAUCGAUCGAUCGAAUGUGCAUGGCCGUGGAGGUGAAGCGGAUCGAGUGACGCGGUGGGGGCAAUGGCAAUGGCGGACGGCGGCGGCGGUAGCAAGGCGCAGGCGGUGAGGGAGGUGUGCGCGGCGUCGGCGGCGUUCUCCGCGUGCACGCACCGGCGCCGGCAGCGAUCCCCGCCCUUCGUCGACUGGUACCUCGUCCUCGCCGUCGCCGACGCCGCCACCGAGGACGCCGUCAGGCGCCGCUACCGCCAGCUCGCGCUGCAGCUUCACCCGGACAAGAACACGCACGCAAAGGCGGAGGUCGCAUUCAAGAUCGUCUCCGAGGCGCACGCGUGCCUCACUGACGGGGCUCGCCGGCGAGCCUUCGACGACGAGCGGGCGGCGAGCUACUGCGCCGCGUGCCACGACAGGUUCAGGCACCGCGCGGAGAGGAGGACGCCGGCGGCGGCGACGGCCACCGGCGGCGCGCAGCACGGGAAGCACCGCGGCGGCGGCGGCGGGGGGAGGAGGAUGCCCGUCGCGGCGCAGGCGCUGCGGGAGGUGCAGAACCGGCUCCGGGACGAGUGCCGCGUCAUCGACAGCUGCCUCAAGGCCAACGGCGGCGGUGGCGCGCGGCGGCGGCAGUCGUUCCCGCUCUUCGACCCCUCCGACCGGCUGCGGUUCCCCGGCUACCCGCACACCCGCCCGCCCCCGCCGCCGCCGUUCGCCGCGGAGUUCUGCCGGUUCGAGGAGAACCUCGCCGCCGAUCGGAACCAGAGAUGGUGCGGCAGCGGCGCCGGCGAGUCGCCGGUGUAUCAGAUCAGAACCGCGCCGGAGCGCGCCGCAAGAACAAAGCGUCAUUGGUGACGGACGAACUCCUGCUAGUGACAUUGCAGAUUUAUUAGCUUCCAUUCUCUCUCAAAGAAUCGUUUACAUUUUCAGAUUGCUUAGCUUUCUUUAGUUCAUUUUACGGCAACAAGAAGAGGAAAACAGUGAAAUUCACUAAAAGAAGUUUAAUAAUAUAGUCCACUGUCCACUGCUAGCUCCAAUUCAUCUAUAGUCAAUCUAAUAGCUAACUAUACUAUUAAUAUACGAUCCCACCUAUCAUAUACACACUGCGUCUUGAAGUUCGUGCUGCAGCUAGCUACAUAUCUACAGUCCGCUGCUCUUAUCUCUUAUCUUUUUUAUCUCAUUAAAAUAUGUUUAUAGCUGGCUAAUAGUUUACUAUUGUACCUGCUCUAAAUACUGCUCUAAAUACUGCCCAGG
Molecule: messenger RNA, 1378 nt
Organism: Oryza sativa Japonica Group (Japanese rice)
Lineage: Eukaryota; Viridiplantae; Streptophyta; Magnoliopsida; Poales; Poaceae
Source: RefSeq, a predicted model, not a curated record